Messenger RNA from Misgurnus anguillicaudatus (oriental weatherfish), 5092 nucleotides. RefSeq names its product contactin 3a, tandem duplicate 2 (gene cntn3a.2). Gene Ontology annotation, biological process: cell-cell adhesion. Gene Ontology annotation, molecular function: protein binding. The record is from RefSeq and is a predicted model, not a curated record. Lineage: Eukaryota; Metazoa; Chordata; Actinopteri; Cypriniformes; Cobitidae.
GACACGCUGAAUGUAAAUCUGGCCACAAACAACGUCUCUCUCUUUCUCUGUGUGGCAGUGAAUGCAACGAGGUGAGGUCGGCAUAGGAGAAGGAUUGUGUUUUGCGCACACAUUACGAGGACUGGAAUAUAUUUGGGGGUGAAAAACCAAAAGAGAAAGGGCGAAGCCCACCUUAAUACUGCGCUUUCCCUCUUCUCUCUGGACUCACGGACUUGGACAAAAUGGUUUUCCCGAAAUCCCAGUGACUGCGAUGUCAGCACCUCUCAUCCGCCUCGUGUGGAGCACAGACUGAAGAAAUACACACACGCUGACACGAAAAAAGGCGCGUUUUUUGGGUCAGGCGUUUCUCCCUCAAGAGCAGGCGUUCAUUCACGGCACACUGAAUGCAAGGAACACUCGCCCCUGGCAGCUGAAGAUGACGUUACUAUGGAAACAGUUUUUGCUGCUAUCAAUCAUGGAGUAUCUUGCAGAGUGUCUGGAUUACAAAUCCUUUAACGGCCCAAAAUGGCGGAUGGAGCCCAGCGAUCUCACGGUCGGCUCAUUGGAGGAAGAAGCAACUCUGACCUGUGAUGCUAAAGGCAUUCCUUCACCACAGUACAGGUGGACUCUGAACGGCACAUUGAUUAAUUUCAGGACUGAUUCCCGUCGGCGGCUAUCCGGGGGGAAUUUAGUCAUUAGGAGUCUGGACCGGUCCCAGGAUGGAGGAAUAUACCAGUGCACUGCAUUCAACCCACUGGGAGCAGUGCUUAGUAGAAGAGCAAGCCUCCAAUUUGCAUACUUGAAUUUAAAAACUCAGACGAGAAGUGCCGUAUCUGUGCGAGAGGGCCAAGGGGUGGUUUUACUGUGCGGUACGCCAUCAUAUGCCGGAGAUCUCUCAUUUGCAUGGGUCUUUAAUGAGUACCCUUACUUUGUUCAGCAAGACAAUCGUCGCUUUGUCUCUCAGGCGACGGGAAACCUUUACAUCGCCAAAGUGGAGCCGUCGGAUGUGGGGAACUACACGUGCGUGGUGGUAAAUCGCAUUACUAAGGGCAAAGUCCUGAGCUCCCCGACCCCUCUGGUGCUACGGACGGAUGGUGUCAUGGGUGAAUACGAGCCAAAAAUUGAGGUUCAUUUCUCUGACAUGGUUCCAGCUGCAAAGGGAUCCAUCGUGACACUGGAAUGUUUCGCUUUGGGGAACCCGGUUCCCGAGAUCACAUGGAGGAGGGCGAAUGGGGUUCCAUUUCCCAGCAAGGUGAAGAUGAAAAACUCAAAUGUGGUUCUGGAGAUUCCCAGUUUCCAGCAGGAGGACGCCGGAGGCUAUGAAUGUGUGGCAGAAAACAAGAUGGGAAAGAACACGGUUCAAGGACGACUGUCUUUCCAUGCAAAGCCUCAGUGGGUGCAGACGAUGCGAGACACUGCUUUGUCAAUUGAAGAGAGACUCUUCUGGGAGUGUAAGGCCAAUGGCAAACCCAAGCCUUCAUACAGCUGGCUGAAGAAUGGAGAACUACUCCCAGUCGAGGACAGGAUGCACAUAGAGAACGGAGCGCUGACCAUCAGCUCUGUAAACCUCUCGGACGCCGGCAUAUAUCAGUGUGUGGCCGAGAACAAACACGGAGUCAUUUACUUUGGCGCCGAACUGGUGGUGUUAGCCUCACCCCCAGACUUUUCCAGAAACCCUCUCAGAGCUCUUCUUAAAGCCAAGGCAGGCAGCACGGUCUCAAUGGAGUGCAGGCCACAGGCCUUUCCCAUAGCCAUCAUCCUGUGGAGGAAAGGCAACGACCCUGUACAGAGCAACGAGAGGAUAACUCUUGUCCCUGAUGGAACGCUUCGAAUCACAAAUGUGACCAAGAUGGAUGGAGGGACAUACUCAUGUUUGGCUAGAAACCAGUUUGGAUCAGCCAGCACUACGGGAAGACUGCUGGUAACAGAUCCCACACAGAUCACCCAGGGUCCAGUGGACAUGGAGAUCAUUGUGGGGGAGAGCAUCGUCCUGCCCUGUCAGAUCUCCUGUGAUCCUGCUCUGGAUGUUUCUUUCUCCUGGGCCUUUAAUGGGCAGCUGCUUAACAAACUCGACCAACAUUAUGAGCAUGUGGGUGGGAGCACAUCUGGAGAUCUGAUGAUACGAAAUAUACAACUAAAACAUGCUGGAAAAUAUGUCUGUGUGGUCGACACAGAUGUCGAGAGUUUGUCGGUGGCAGCCAUUUUAAUUGUGAAAGGUCCCCCGGGAGCUCCAGAUGGUGUUACGGUGGAAGAGAUCACGGACAGCACGGCUCAGCUUUCCUGGAGACCGGGCCAGGAUAACGGCAGCCCCAUCACGAGUUAUAUCAUCCAGGCCAAGACGGCUUUCACUGUGGGCUGGCAGGCGGUGAACACGGUCCCGGAGGUGAUUGACGGGAAUACCCUGACAGCUACAGUGGUGGAUCUGAAUGCAUGGGUGGAGUACGAGUUCAGAGUCCUGGCCAGAAAUAGCGUUGGUGUAGGCGAGCCAAGUCCAGCUUCUCUUAAGACCAGGACUGAAGAUGCAGUUCCCGACACUGCCCCCGCUGAUGUCGGAGGUGGGGGCGGCUCCAAGUCAGAGUUAGUGAUAACAUGGGAGCCUGUGCCUGAGGAACUUCAAAACGGAGACGGUUUCGGAUACAUCAUCGCUUUUCGGCCGCUGGGGGAGGUCAACUGGACGCACGCCGUCACCUCUGCGCCGGGACAGUCCCGCUUUGUGUACCGUAAUGAGAGCAUUCCUCCCUUCUCUCCAUUUAAUGUGAAAGUCGGUGCCUACAACACCAAAGGCCAGGGACCGUUCAGCCCUGUAACAAUCGUGUUUUCAGCUGAAAAUGAGCCCAGUGGCGUUCCUGGUGGCGUGUGGGCCAGAAGCAUUUCUGCCACUGAAAUUGAAGUGAUCUGGCACAUUCUCACCUCGUCCCCCGAAAGAGUGCUGGGCUACGAGGUGAUGUACUGGGAGGAUGAUACAAAACCAGAGACCAUGGGCAAAGUCAGAGUGUCUGCCAAUCAAAACAAGGUUAACAUCAGUGGCCUGAGAGGAUUCACUCAGUAUUUCCUGACUGUGAGUGCUUUCAACACGGCGGGCACCGGCCCCAUCUCACCCACCAUCAACGUGACCACCAGAAAGUCCCCACCCGGGCAGCCACCUUUGAACGUGGAGUGGAACCUGAUUGGCUCCAAGCUCACCGUUCAUUGGGAACCCGUCAUUUCGCUGGAAAUGGAGUCAGAGGUUACUGGGUAUCAGGUGUCUUACAGGAGGAACCGACAUAAAGAAAUUAACACGAUAUCAACAAACCUGACCUCGGUGGAGCUCACCUUACCCGCCGAUGAUGAUUACAUCAUUCAGAUCCGAGCGCUGAGCGACGGGGGAGAGGGAACCCCUACUGAACCCAUCAACAUCCAUAAGCUUAGUAUGAGCGUACGAGGUUCCAGAGCCUGGCGAGCCAAUACCAUCCCCAUCUCCUUGCUUUCCAUUAUCGCAUUAUCGACAGUGAGACCGGCUUUGUGUUAACACUCUGAAGAAUUGAACAUCCCCCAACCAGGUCUGAUUGCCCGUCCUCUUCCUCGCUAUGGGAUCAUGGGAGAAGCCUCCGAAACGCUUCUGAGGCAAGAUUAUUGAUCCAUCUCUCCAUAGUUAUCGGAGCCAAUGGCCGACGAGGAGCGUGAUGGAUAAACGACGUCACAGCGGUGUGCAUGUUACGUACGGUGUAUCAUUGUCUUCUUGCAAGCGAUCCGAGACCCUAACGAGGUCUAGCCGAAGGUUUUUGAACGAGGAGGGAUGACUCAUAUUACUGCACUGAGAUUUCAUCUCCAAUCCCUCAAAACAAAUGCCUUAUUUCCAUGUACAUGCCAAAGUAGUUAGGAUCCGUAUUAAGUUGUUUGUCGUGAAUGAUUUGUACUUAUCUCAUCUUUAAUUACAUUUAGCAUCUGCUUACUCAUUCGGUUACUUGUACAAGAGUCUAUGUGCCUUAUCUAUGUUUAAGUGUACGUAAGGCUUGUCUUUCUUUGCUUCGGGCACCAUUGUUGCAGCUACAAGCCGCUGGUACUUAAGAUUGUCACAAUGGUACAUUCUCAUUAUGGAGAUUUUGUGUUUUGGUUUAUGCCUUUCACAAGCGUGUUAACAGCAGGAGGCGGUAAGAUGGUUAUUUUUGGAAUCUCGACAUGCGUAAAUAUAACACACCACUGGUAUGCACAGGCUUAGCGUCUGUUAUUAGUGUGUUAUGAGUCAUGCGAAUUAAUAACACAAGAAAAAAUACAAUUCAGAUAAGUUCUUUAGAAGAGUAUAUAGUUUUUUAUAAUUUUUUAAUCUUUGUUCAUGUUAGUUAAUGCCAAUACAGUUGUUCAUGUUAGUUCAUUGUGCAUUAACUAAUGUUAACAGAAUGUAUUAGUAAAUGCUGAAAUGAGCAUGAACUAAGAUGAAUAAUUUUAAAGACUUUGAGGGGAAAAAAUAAAAAUGUUUAAUCUUUAUCCUUCAUUUUCUUUCAUAUGAAGUACUUCCCAAAAAAUCCCAGCAUAUUUAGUUGUCCUGCCGUUUCCAGGUUCAGUCUAGUACUGUAUCAUGUGACCCUGUCUGUGAAAUCCAGGCUAAAGUCUCAUAAUCUAAUGAUGCUAAUGAUGAGAUUUGGAGCAUCAAAGUUCAUACAUUGAUUUAAAUCUUUGACAUGAUCUUACUCAGUCAGUAUUAAAGAUAUCAAGGUUAUAUUUUCAGUGAAUGUUCUUUGAUGAUUUUAUGUAGAAACAGUAAAUCACAAAAAAUUAGUUUUUACAGACCGGCCACAUUUUAGGGCACCGGUUUUAUUUUAAUCAUCUGUUAGCUCUGCUGUUAACAACAUCUAUUAUGUGACACUGUAUAUUACACUUAAGCGCAAACUCAAAAUCUUGAUUAAUUUUGAGGCAGUUUCCCAGACAGGGUUUGGAUUAACCCAGGACUAGGCCUUAGUUAUAUUGUUUUACAAGCAUACCUUACAAAAAAUAAUAUUGGUAUGUAUCUUGAGACAAAACAAUGGCACUGAUAUAUGUUAGGAUAUUUCAAUGCAAGCUGUUUUUAAACAUGGAUGUGUUGGACUAGACUUAAAGGUACACUCCACUUUUUUUAGAAAAUUGCUCAUUUUCCAGC